CAUCCCCUCUGGGGCCAUCAUUUGUAGUAUUAUUUGGCCAAUUCGGAUGCUACGAGUUGAUCUCACUUCAUCAUAGAUGGAAUGCUGCCAAGUGCCUCGCCAACUUUCUGGACACUCACUGGGAAGCUCUCUGUCGUCAAAAGCGGAUACUAGAGCUUGGUGCCGGGGGCGGUUUGCCUGCACUGGUGGUCUUGACCGACUAUCCAGAUCCAGAUCUCGUUCGUAAUCUACAGGCAAAUGUCAAAGAGAACCUAACAGGUGAAACGCUCCAAAAGACCAAAGUGACGUUACUACUGGAUGGCGAGUUCGAUGUCAUCUUGUUGAGUGACCUACUGUUCAACCAUUCACAGCACGAUGCUUUGUUGCGCACAUGUGAUCAAGUUCUUGCCAGACCGACUCAAAAUAUGAAAGAUAUGGAAUUCUUUGAUGUAGCAAAGAGAUUGGGAUGGUCUUGUGAAGAAAUUGUGCAAAUACAGACAGGCGAGAUGAAAGUAUUCGUGGAAUGGUGCAUGGCUGGCGAAUGUGGCGCGGGGGAUCUUAGGCAUGUCGGAGGUAGCAA
Messenger RNA from Acaulospora colombiana, 559 nucleotides. Lineage: Eukaryota; Fungi; Glomeromycota; Glomeromycetes; Diversisporales; Acaulosporaceae. The record is from the annotation of a GenBank genome assembly.